ACUCUGUCCAGUUCUGGGCUCUGCAAAUACAAGACCUUGACCAACUAGAUUGAGUUCAACAGAGCACAACCAAGAUACCGAGAGAGCUGGAACAUUCACAGUAUGAAGGGAGGCUUAGGGAAGGGGAACGGCCUUCCCAGCCUGGAGAAAAGGUGACAUGUGGGAGCAAGAGGCAGCUAAUAGCAGCAUUCUGGUAUCUGCAUGGUGAUUACUGAGAAGAUGGAAUCAGGCAUAGUGGUGCACAGUGGGAGGACAAGAAGCAACAGGUGCAAAGUGGAGCAAGAAAGGUUCAGGUCUGAUAUAAGCAGAAAUUUUUUCAUGGUAAAGAGAGCUAAGCAUUAAUUGGAACAGACGACCCUGAGAAGUCAUGCAGUCUUCAUCCUUGGAGGUUUUCAAGGCCAGACUGGAUAAAGCCCUGAGAUGCCUGAUCUGACCUCAAAGCUAAACCUGAUUUGAGCAGGAGAUUGGACAAGAAAAACCUCCCGCAAUCUGUUCUGACCUGAAUUAUUCUAUGAUCCUGUAUCUUAUACUCUCAUGUUUUCUGAAGUUUGGCCCCCUGCUGCCAUUGCACAUCCUUUUCUUUACCUGAAUACCUUUCAAAUAAACAAUAUGCUUCUAAUUAUUUUUUGACCGCUGCUCCCUGUUGCACCACAUCUAUACCAAAAUUAUAGGCAAUUGCAGUCCUACAUGAUACUACUGAUACUGUUACCUAGGUCUGAGUAGCCUUGCUUCCCAAAACUUACCUGUCACUAUUCUGGACUCUAUUCUGUCCUUGAUUCAUCUACCCUACUAUAAUUAAGGAUAUUCUUAUGCACUGAUAUUUUACAUACCAGAUCAGCAGAGUACGCCUUGCGUUCUUCCAGUAUCCCCUAAAACCCCUCCAUCAUUAAGUUUCUGUUCUGCUAGUGGAACAGAUAGUUACACUGUAGCUGUUACUGCAUCAGCUCUGUCCUGCUUUCUUUGACAGACUAUCCUUGUGCUUCUGCAGUUUAUUUCACUGCUCUAACAUCAUGCCACCAUUUUCAAUUAUACCUUCCUCAGAAUUUCUUUUCUCUCUCAUUUGCAACCCUCAUGCCCGCAUAUACUGUGAAAUAAACAUGCUUUCACAAUGUCUCAUGAUCUCCUGAACGAAACUGUACUGUCAGCAUCUGUUCUUUAUUGUUCUUCUUACUGAUAACUGGUUUUAGUUCCUCCAAUAAAAUUAAAACAUACACCUUGUGUCAAUGACCCUGUGGUCUUGAACUUUGGAGCAUAAAUGCUUGUAAAACAACACACAUCUCCUUCCAUUUCAGAAGAAGCUGAUGCGUGGGAACUGAAAUAAUUGAAAUAAUGUGUGGGAGUUCUACUGACUACCUUUCCCAUCCCCCUCCAUCUUCUCCUGAAUCAGAGAUGACCUCUGACAAGGAGCAUCUCCUUUGAUGUUUUGCUUCAGUAAGUUACAACAAACCUUUGAACAGUGAGAAUCUUGUUUAUUUCUGGACACGUGUUUCUAUAAAAAGCUUCCCAAGAGGCACGAAGGCUAUCACAAUCAGCCAUCCUGAAUCAUCUGGACAAAAUAUGGAAUUCGUUGGCAUAGAUAUUUAUUUCUUCAUUCUCUUCACCAUCACUGCUCUUUGGAAUGCAGGAGCUCAAGAUUCUUGCUCACACCAAUGUGGGGAGCUGCUUGGUACCUGUUCUUGCCAGGUGACAUGCCAGUCCUUGGGAACUUGCUGUCCCGACUAUAAAGAAUUCUGUCUUCAAAUUUCUCCACACUCAGGAUCUCUGAUGGGAGGCAAAGACUUUUUGAUUGAAAACACAGCUUUUAAUGCCUCUUCUGUGAUAACGUGCAGGUUCAAGCAGAAAAUCAAAACCAGUGGCUAUGUUGCUAAGGAUGGAAAAGCCCACUGCAUCUCCCCACUGCUGUAUGAGACUGGUUUCAUCCCUUUUGAAGUUUCUACUGAUGAUGGGCUGACGUUCCCAUACUCCGGAACUUGGUUAUCAGUACAUCACAGCAGAAUUUCGGAUAAAGAAAAAUGCACAUUGGUAAAUGAGACAAAAUGGCAAUACUAUGGGACCCCCAGCACUGAUGGAAACUUAACUCUUACCUGGACACACCAGGCACUUGCAGCAACCCAUAUCAACAUAGAAGUCUGGGGAUACCAGGAAUCAGGUGACAGUUACUCAGAAAACUGGCUGGCUGAAUGGAAAUAUCUUUAUACCUUGGCAAGAGAAAUCCCCAAUACUGGGAAAUUCUCUUUCGUUCCUGUACCUGCUAAAGGAAAUUACAGUACAUGGGACUUUGGAAUUUUGAGAAUUACAUCCAGCAACUAUUCUGAUGGGCAGAGCAACAUUCCAUCAGUCUGGAGCCAAACACAUGCAUUGGCUUGGCACCUUGGAAACGACUUCAGAAAUGACCCAAAUGCAUGGGCAACUGCAAAAUGUACAGAAUGGGACAGAAAGGAGGAGAAGCUUCCAAGCUUUAUAGAAGAAAUUACCGAUUGCCCUUGCACCCUGGCACAGGCAAGAGCUGACACUGGCAGAUUCCAUACAGAUUAUGGCUGUGACAUUGAAAAGGGGAGCGUGUGUACUUACCACCCUGGCGCUGUGCAUUGUGUAAGAGCUGUUCAAGCCAGUCCCCAGUAUGCAGCAGGACAGCAGUGUUGCUAUGAUUCCACAGGGACCCAAAUCCUCACGCAUGACUCCACAGGAGGCAGCACACCUGAUCGAGGCCAUGACUGGGGUUCACCACCUUUCAUGAAGCCUCCCCGGAUACCUGGCUUUUCCCAUUGGCUUUAUGACGUCAUUAGCUUCUAUUACUGCUGCCUGUGGUCUGAUAAUUGUCACCUCUAUAUGAAAAGGCGGCCCUCCAGUGACUGCAGGAUGUAUCGCCCACCUCGAGCUGCAUCUGCUUUUGGGGAUCCUCACUUCUUUACAUUUGAUGGUCUGAACUUCACCUUCAAAGGCCAGGGAGAAUAUACGCUGCUAGAGUCUGAUCUCACAUCCCUAAGAGUGCAAGGGAGGACACAGAAGGCACACUUUCCCAAUGGAACUGAGGCUCAGGUGACAGGCUUGUCUGCAGUGGCCAUGCAGGAGAACAACUCAGAUGUGAUCGAAAUCCGUUACUCGGAGAAUCUGAAUCUGGAGGUCCUGUUGAACCAGAAGGUCAUCAGCUUCUCUGAGCAAAGCUGGAUGGACCUGAAAGGUCUCUUUCUCCAUUCUACAGCUGAUCAAAACAUCACAGUUAUGUUCUCUUCUGGGUCUGGAGUAGAAAUAAGGGGAAGUGGAGGAUUGCUGACCCUGACAGUUCUGCUCCCAGAUAAGUUUAUGAAUCACACACAGGGUCUCUUCGGGGUAAUGAAUGGCAACAUAGAGGAUGAGUAUACCUUCAAGAAUAAAACCUCCAUGUCAAUUCAUGCAAGUCCCCAGCAAUUGUUUGAGUUUGGAGCUAACUGGGCUGUUGAAAAUGGAACUUCUCUCUUUACUUAUGACACAGAGUUCUUACUGAACAGUUUCUUUUAUGGGGAAAAGCACAAUGCUUCCUUUCUGCCCGUGUUCAUUCCUAACGAAGACCCUACUGAUCCCCUGCUGAAAGUGAUGGUCUUGCUCUGUGACUCUGACCCGUUCUGCAGAUUCGAUGUUCUGACAACAAGAAGCCUUCAAGUGGGAAUUUCCACAAGACUAUCUCAUCAGAAUCACAAGCUGCUGGUAGAAGAUCUAGAGCCAGUGAUCUCUUGUGGCUGGCUGGAUCAUCCAACCAAUGGAAGAAAGAAUGGAACUACCUACCUGCUGGGCUCAACCAUAAGCUUCAUCUGCAAUCAGGGCUAUGAACUCAUUGGGUCAAAGGAAAGAAUUUGCCAGGUGACGGGGGUCUGGUCUGGAGACACACCCAGCUGCAUCCCAAGAACAGAUAUCAAACAAGUAAUUCUUCUUGCCUGUGUGUUUGGAAUAGUUGGUCUUGCAGUCCUGACACGUCUGACUUUCUUAUGUAGAAAGGAGAGACAAAAAGGCAACCAGAAACUUGUUUCAGAGGUUCCAGCUGUAUCUGACUGAAGAAGAAACAAUGAAAUUCCAGAGGAGUUUUUAAUGAAAUACAGAAAAAGCAUAGCAGAGGAUUAAAUCGUCCACAGCAACAAAGAUAGACUUUCCAAACACAAACAAUGGUUUUAUAUAGUAUGCUAUCAUUUGAUUUCUGCUUUCACAAUAGUGAGUGUUGAAUUGUAUGGGAAAUGCUAACCAACUUUCUGGGAUUAUACCAUGGCAGGCUCAGCCUAUUGUCUGUCACGAGCAAAGGAUCAUGCUUCUAAAAGUAUCAGUCUCAAAAUUACAGGCAUUAGUUUCUUCUAACAGUCACAUCUCUGCCAUCAGAAUCAGCAUUCUGAGAAAAUCAGGAGAAAAUGAAGUGCAGAUUUCUCCACCCUUUUCUUCUUUUACUUGAAAGCUGGUAAAAUAAAAAGAAUUCUAGCCUACUAUGCUAGCCAUUAUCAGAGAAACAUUUGCCUUCCCUGGGGCCAUGUAAGGCUGAAUUAGGUAGAUGUAAAAGUGGUUGCACAAUCAGAUGGACCACUGGCAAGUCGGGUUGAAUUUGCAGAUUGUUGGGUUAGGGAGAGUUAUUGAUGAUAUUUACACCUUGCAUUCUUAUAUUUUGGCAGGUCUCUGAAUACAGACCGAAAGUGGCAUUUCUGUUUCAGUUCUGACCUAAUUUUAAAAGGAUACAAUUGGGCGAGAGGAAGGGGAAGUACUCAGCAAAUGAAACCUUUCCUUCCAGGUUAACUAUAAUGAUUUUUUA
Molecule: messenger RNA, 4765 nt
Organism: Athene cunicularia (burrowing owl)
Lineage: Eukaryota; Metazoa; Chordata; Aves; Strigiformes; Strigidae
Gene: SUSD2
Product: sushi domain containing 2
Source: RefSeq, a predicted model, not a curated record